This is a messenger RNA of Argentina anserina (silverweed cinquefoil), 2492 nucleotides long. RefSeq names its product DEAD-box ATP-dependent RNA helicase 32. Gene Ontology annotation, cellular component: nucleus. Lineage: Eukaryota; Viridiplantae; Streptophyta; Magnoliopsida; Rosales; Rosaceae. The record is from RefSeq and is a predicted model, not a curated record. Gene Ontology annotation, biological process: rRNA processing. The coding region runs from base 51 to 2285 and encodes 744 amino acids. The transcript has 8 exons. Gene Ontology annotation, molecular function: ATP binding; nucleic acid binding; RNA helicase activity.
CCUAAAAAAACACUAGGGCUUUCGACUCCAAACUCUUCAAAGUUCAAACAAUGAAGAAGCCAAUAUCGAAGACAACUCGGAAGCAAAAGCUACUGUCGGAGGUCAAUGAGAUCGAGCUUCUCAAUUCAUGGAUCGAAUCCAAGAAACCCGACAGCGGUUCCAACCCCAUGUCCCUCCCGCCUCUCCCCUCCAACUCCCCCAUUGGGCGCGUGGACUCCACUUCCUUCUCCCGCUACGCCGGCGCCACCAAGUUCGCCGAGCUCCCCAUCUCCCGGAAGACCAGGGACGCCCUGCGCCAGGCCAACUACAAAGACAUGACAGAUAUUCAGAGGGCGUGUUUGCCCCACGCGCUCUGCGGCAGGGACAUUCUCGGCGCCGCCAAGACCGGCUCCGGCAAGACUCUCGCUUUUUUGAUUCCGCUUCUGGAGAAAUUGUAUAAAGAGAGAUGGAAUCCUGAGGAUGGGGUUGGCUGCAUUAUUAUAUCUCCGACAAGGGAACUAGCUAGUCAAACGUUUGAUGUGCUAAGAGCAGUUGGAAAGCACCAUAAUUUUAGUGCCGGCCUCCUAAUUGGUGGUCGGAAAGAUGUUGAAGCCGAGAAGGAGCGAGUAAAUGAAUUGAACAUACUGGUUUGUACUCCUGGACGACUUCUACAGCACAUGGAUGAGACGCCAAAUUUUGAAUGUUCACAGCUACAGGUUUUGGUCCUCGAUGAGGCCGAUCGUAUUCUUGAUGUGGGAUUUAAGAAGGCACUGAAUGCCAUCAUUUCACAGCUACCUAAGAGAAGACAAACGUUUCUCUUCUCUGCAACUCAAACAAAGUCAGUUCAAGAUCUUGCAAGACUUAGUUUGAAGGAUCCAGAGUACCUUAGUGUGCAUGAGCAAGCUACAAGAGCAACUCCAAAUCGUUUGAAACAAACUGCAAUGAUUGUUCCUCUCGAUAAAAAGCUAGAUAUGCUGUGGAGCUUCAUAAAGGCGCAUCUGAAUUCUAGGAUUUUAGUGUUCUUAUCCACGCGUAAACAGGUAAAGUUUGUCUAUGAAGCAUUUAAGAAGCUCCGUCCUGGAAUACCCCUGAAGUGUCUUCAUGGUAAGAUGAAGCAAGAGGGACGAAUGGGGACAUACUCACAGUUCCAUGAAAAAGCUACAGUUCUCUUUUCGACUGAUGUAGCAUCAAGAGGCCUUGAUUUCAACCAGGCAGUCGAUUGGGUUGUUCAGGUUGAUUGUCCUGAAGAUGUUGCAUCCUAUAUACACAGAGUUGGCCGAACUGCACGCUAUCAAUCCGAAGGGAGAUCACUUUUAUUUGUGAUGCCUUCAGAAACAAAAAUGCUUGAGAAAUUAGAAGCCGCAAAAAUUCCUAUAGAAAGUAUUAAGGUUAACAACAAGAGACUGCAACCUAUCAGUGGGUUGUUGUCAGCUUUGCUAGUCAAGUACCCUGGAACACUUCCAAGUUUGGCGAAAAGGGCCUUUAUUACGUAUUUGAAGUCUAUUCAAAAUCACAAGGACAAAGAAGUUUUUGAUGUGAUGCAACUGCCAGUUGAUGAGUUUUCGGCAUCAAUGGGUUUACCAAUGACCCCCAGGAUCCGUUUUUCAAACCAUAAACUGAAGUCCAAGAAGCCGUUGGAACUGUCUCCCACUGUUGAACCAGAACAAUCUGACAUGGAGAAUGCACUGGGGACUCCUAGAGAGGAGCUUGAUAUUGGUGAUUCGGAGGAAGAGGAAGUGGAAGGUCUUCUUCGAUUAAAUGAUACACCGACUGAGAGAGAGGAGGAAGGAAGACAAAUUCCAGAUAUUAUGCCGGCAACUCGGGUUUUGAAGAAAAAUAAGUUGAAGAAGAUCCAUCUCGAUAAACCAACGGGACAAAGGACAAUAUUUGAUGAAGACGGCAUUGGUAUGGACCCACUUGCAAUGUUGUCUGUUCCCGCAGAUCCCAGCAUUCUUGAUGGACUUCAAGACAAGAAAGAAGAAUAUCAUAUGAGGAUGAGGGAAGAGGUGAAGAAGGGAGACAAGCAAGAUAAGGAAACAGAGCGCAAGCGACGUCGUGAAAUAAGAAUGAAUAAGAAGAUGAAAUUGAAGAGAGCAAAUGCAGAAGAAGGGGAUGACGUUUCUGAGUCGGAAGAAGAGCCAUCUGAUCAUCCAUCGCGCAAAAGGUCAAAGAUAUACUUUGAUAGUGAUGAUGAUGGUGAGAGAGAAGACAAGAAGAAUAAAGCUGGAUUAUUUGCUGACAAAAGUUAUAUAGACCAUCAGGAAGCUUUGGCUCUUAAAUGGCUAGGUUCUAUGCACAAGAACUAAACACUUCCAUUGCCUAAAGUUUCGUAUUUCCUAUAUAGCUUUGGAGCUAAUCUCUUGGAUAAAAAGGUGGCGCCUUAGAUUUUGGUUACUUAAGCAGAGUGCUUCUCUUUCUCAUUUAUUAUAGCUCCCAUCUCUUCUUUGUUCCAUAUGAUAUUGAGCCGUGAAUUAUACUUUUAUGAUAUGUUGAGUGGAAAUUUGCAGUGGCAU